Aaosphaeria arxii CBS 175.79 is the source of this 1364-nucleotide messenger RNA. RefSeq lists its product as uncharacterized. NCBI's taxonomy places the organism in Eukaryota, Fungi, Ascomycota, Dothideomycetes, Pleosporales. Bases 162 to 1298 code for a protein of 378 amino acids. The record is from RefSeq and is a predicted model, not a curated record. The transcript has 3 exons. Gene Ontology annotation, molecular function: NAD binding.
ACUUCGACUGUCUCUGUAUCUUCUCCACGACAAUCUGGAUAAUAAUUGAAAAGCAGUUCGUCUAUCGCGCAAUCCGAAUUCAGUGAUUCAGGAUCGUAUACAGUCGGACGGCAUCUCCGUGCGUGUGCUUAUCUCUUGACCUGUAUCUCUCGAAGCAAAGAAUGGUGGCAAUGGGCGGGGGUCCAGAAACUCCACAACGUAGCACCGGAGAUGGCGAAGGGAGUCGCGAUCUGUUGCUGGCUGUGCUACCAUGGCCCGAAUCAGAACCGCAGCAUACCAUAGCGAAGAUCAAGGAAGACUUCCCAAACCUUGACGUUCAUUACGUCCAGGACUAUCUAAACAAAGCUGACAGAGGGAAGACAAAUGUGCCUGAAGAACUCUACAAACGUGCGAAGUAUCUUGCAACACUCAGUUGGCUCCCUCCCACUCCAGAUGUAGUUCCCGACCUGAAAUUCAUUCAAUUCUUCUCGGCGGGCUCAAAUCAUGUCGCAAACCAUCCCAUCUACACCGACUCCAAGAUACCGUUGACCACGGCAUCAGGAAUCCAUGGCCCGCAGAUCGCCGAAUGGGUCAUCAUGAUGGAUCUUGUCCACAGUCACAAGUAUAUUGACCUAUAUGAAGAUCAGAAGAAGAAAGAGUGGUCUCAACCUAGAGGAUUCGGGGUACGAGAUGCAGUAGGAAAGACGGUCGGUGUUCUUGGUUAUGGCAGCAUUGGACGGCAAGUGGCGCGCGUUGCCAAAGCCAUGGGAAGCAAUGUCAUUGCGUUCACCGCUUCGCCCAGACGAACGCCCGAAUCAAAGAAAGACAAUGGAUUCAUUGUUCCCGGCACAGGCGACCCAGAUGGUAGCAUUCCCUCGGCGUGGUACAGCGGUCUAGACAAAGAGAGCCUUCACGAAUUCCUCAAGCAAAGAGUUGAUCUUUUGGUCCUUAGUGUGCCCUUGACAAAGGAGACGACGCACUUCAUAGCUGCAGAUGAAUUUGCAAUCCUCGAGGAAUCCAAUCCUCACGGCACCUUUAUUGCCAACAUUUCUCGAGGCGGCAUUAUCAACCAGCCAGAUCUCAUCAAAGCACUCGAAACCAAACAGAUCCGAGGUGCAGCCCUCGACGUGACUGAUCCUGAGCCCUUGCCCAAAGACGACCCAUUGUGGGAUGCACCCAAUGUGCUCAUCACGCCGCAUAUCAGUGGCAGUAGUGUCGCAUACGCUGAUCGGGCUUUCCAAGUAUUGCAUGAGAAUCUGAGGAGGGAUAGGGAUGGAGUACCGCUAUGCAACUUGAUUGAUCGGAAGAGAGGGUAUUGACAUAUGCCAGCAUCAAUAAAUUGAGCUGUACAUAGAUUAAUCGAUACGUACAUCAUCAUGGCUCCA